This is a messenger RNA of Tigriopus californicus, 1044 nucleotides long. Its product is annotated as prothymosin alpha-B-like. The record is from RefSeq and is a predicted model, not a curated record. NCBI's taxonomy places the organism in Eukaryota, Metazoa, Arthropoda, Copepoda, Harpacticoida, Harpacticidae. The transcript has 3 exons. The coding region runs from base 106 to 414 and encodes 102 amino acids.
UUGAGCUUGUAUUUGGCGCUCAAGUCGAAUCUGAUCACUUCAGCGAAGUUGUUCCUCGUAGUGUGUGCUCUCGAAUUGGAAAGAAAACCUUCAAUCAAGGCCAACAUGUCUGAAACCGAAGCCAAGAAGGACGUCGCCACCGAGGAGAAGACCGCCGAGGAGCUCAAGGGCACCAAGCGCGCCGCUGACGCUGAGGCUGAUGAUGCUUCCAAGAAGCUGAAAAAGAAUGGCGCCGACAAGGAAGAGAAUGGUGAUGAUGAGGAGAAUGGCGAGGAGGAGGAGGACCUCGACGAAGAGGACGAGGAGGGCCUAGGGGACGAAGAAGAGGGCGAAGAGGAUGUGGACGAGGAGGGCGAGGGUGAAGAGGGAGAAGAUGACGACGGUGAGGGUGAAGAGGAAGAGGAGGACGAUUAAAUAUCAAUAAUCUCGGAAAUGUCCAUCCAAGAAGAGACGUACAAAAACCUUGUUGGCGGGUGCCGUGGGUCCCCAUCCAAAGCCAACCUUCGCAUCAACCGCCAAACAAUGACGAAUUGUUAAUAAAACACUUUCUCUAGCAAACAACCAUAACAUUUUCUGACCCCAACAACAAGAACCACCACAAACAUACAUCCAUCAAUACCCGUGUCAAUCUAUCCCCCCGCCAAUCAAUCCCAGGAACCAACUAUCACUUGUACCCACACUCGAAUUAAGGAUCUCGAUGUCUGCCCGUGACUGGUCGGUGCGGGCAGUCCGCAUUCAACCCAAGAUACCAUCUGUUCCUUUUGACCUCUCUCUCACUAUUUGGGGAAGAAAAUGCGCAUCUUUCCCAUUCUCUCAGACAUAUUUAACCUCCGCUACCCACACAUGGCAACAUGAGAUGAUGAGGCGAAUGAAUGGCUCAAUGGGCUUCUCUCGCAGAUUUAGAAACCCAAGAUAUCCCCCUCCUCGAAAUGAACAUCAAUAUUAUCAUCAUCCUCUCAAUUCUCCUUUUUAUGUCAUAAUUUUUCAGUAUUCUGUGUAUUGAAAACAUAAAAAAAAAUAGAACAAAAAACCGAAAAAUGCCAA